Indicator indicator is the source of this 603-nucleotide messenger RNA. It is a transcript of the gene VTI1A, whose product is annotated as vesicle transport through interaction with t-SNAREs 1A. Gene Ontology annotation, biological process: macroautophagy; intracellular protein transport; intra-Golgi vesicle-mediated transport. Gene Ontology annotation, molecular function: SNAP receptor activity; SNARE binding. NCBI's taxonomy places the organism in Eukaryota, Metazoa, Chordata, Aves, Piciformes, Indicatoridae. Gene Ontology annotation, cellular component: Golgi apparatus; late endosome membrane; endoplasmic reticulum membrane. The transcript has 9 exons. The coding region runs from base 1 to 603 and encodes 200 amino acids. The record is from RefSeq and is a predicted model, not a curated record.
AUGUCCUCCGAUUUCGAGAGCUACGAGCAGGACUUCGCGGUGCUGACAGCCGAGAUCACGGGCAGGAUCGGGAAGGUGCCUAAGCUGGUAGGAGAUGAGAAGAAGCAGAUGGUUGCAAAUGUUGAGAAACAGCUCGAAGAAGCAAGGGAGCUGCUUGAGCAGAUGGAGCUUGAAGUUCGAGAGAUACCGCCUCAAAGCCGAGGAAUGUACAGCAGUCGAAUGAGAAGCUACAAACAAGAAAUGGGCAAACUUGAAGCUGAUUUUAAAAGGUCACGAAUCGCCUACAGUGAUGAGGUGCGGAAUGAGCUCCUAGGGGAUGACGGGAAUUCCUCAGAGAACCAGUUGAUAAAAUUACGUGAAGAGAGGGCACAUCUGCUCGAUAACACAGAGAGGCUGGAAAGGUCAUCUCGGAGACUAGAGGCUGGAUACCAAAUAGCAGUGGAAACCGAGCAGAUUGGACAAGAGAUGCUGGAAAACCUCAGCCAUGACAGAGAAAAGAUCCAGCGUGCUCGGGAGAGGCUUAGAGAAACCGAUGCAAACCUGGGGAAGAGUUCCAGGAUUUUGACGGGAAUGUUGCGAAGUUCAAAACUCCACAGAAGAUAG